UAGAUAAAGGAUGAUUUUUGUAAUUUACUCAAGUUUUUGUGUCGAUUGAAGAAGUUGUUGAAUAAAUAGCCAAUAAUAAUCAGCCACUCUCUCCGAUCAUAACCAUACCUAACGUCAUCACCUCGAUUUUCAUGGCAUUUGUGUAUAUAUCUUCCUAAUUACAACAUCACCCUCACAAAUUGAUAGCGGGUGUUGAUCAAAUUCUUGCAAUUUCGCAGCUAGAUGUGAUAGUGUAUUCAACUUGUUUGGUUUCAUACAAUACGAACCCUAAAAGUCAAAUAGUCAAGAUGGAGGAAGAGAUGGUUAGAAUGAGCAACAUCAUGCCAGUGGAGCUUGCAAUUAAAAGGGAGCUAGAGUAUCGUAAGAAAAUGGAAGCGUUAAAAUAUCAACAUCAAAAUGACUUCAAACCACUCAUAUCCGCACAGGGGCCAGUUUUCGAAAGUCAAACACCCGUUGACCGGAAAAGAAAGUUACAGCCGUUCAACGAACAAUGCUCUCGCACACUGCAGUCUUCUAGAAGCAGUCGGCCUUCUUCUUCAAGGUUUGUUUGCGUGGUCUGCCGUAUCGCGUUUGCUACUGCGUACCAUCUAAAGGUUCACGGUGAAACUUCGGCACAUAAAAACAAACUUUGCGACUCGAGAAGAGGUGGUAAAGCGAUGAGUAAUCCGUUUUUAUGUGAAGUUUGUGAUAUUAUGUGUUCGAGUGGUAGAGUGAUGGAGUUUCAUGUCGCCGGAAUAAAACAUGCUACAUGUCUUAGAGAGUUUGAGGAUGCAAAAAGGGAAAGGAUUUAUGGGAAUUAUGUCUCCAAUUAGUAAGAUUUGAAUAAGAGUUAAUUACUGUUUUCGUCCACGUGGUUUGUCAAAAAUCACUAUUUCAGUCCAUUAGUUUAAAAAUUGCAAUUUCAGUCCCUGAGGUUUCACUUUCGUAACCAUU
Molecule: messenger RNA, 933 nt
Organism: Helianthus annuus (common sunflower)
Lineage: Eukaryota; Viridiplantae; Streptophyta; Magnoliopsida; Asterales; Asteraceae
Exons: 3
Coding region: 288-812 (174 amino acids)
Molecular function (GO): nucleic acid binding; zinc ion binding
Source: RefSeq, a predicted model, not a curated record